GUAGAUUUCAGGAUCUGCACAGUGCUGGAUAUAAAAAGCUACUGAUGACCUGAACUGGCAAUUUAACUGGAAUUUAACUUCAUUACAGCAAUGUCUACAAAUUACAAUGUCACUAACGUCGGUCCCAUCAAGACCCAGCCUCAAUGGCAUAGUGAUGGAAUGGCUACCCAUAGUUAUCAGCCAUGUGAACAAACGUUUGCUGUUGUGCCUCCAGGACUGGAGGGCCUUAUAGAGGUAGAAGAGUUUUUUUUAAGGAAACAAGUUUUUCAGACCAGUGGAGGGCAGAAUCUCUUCUCCAUAAUUCAAGACCCAGAAUGUUGUGGACCACCUCUAAACAUAUAUCUGAGAAACUUUCAAAGGAGGGAUGUUAUCAAGAUCCAUAUGGCAUCAUCGGAAAAUUGUUGUGGAGAUUAUUCACUUGUGCAGGUUGAAGCCCCACAAGGACAUCCUAUUGGUUAUAUUGAAUCAUGCUAUACUACAGGCACACCAAAGUUCUUCAUCCACAAUGCAUACAAAAAACACAUAUUCACUGUUGUCUGUGAUGAUCCAAUAGAGAUAAAUAGUGUAAAUGGGGGUGUUUGUGUGGCCCAGAUAAAGAAAAAAGAAUCCUCUACAUUUACUGAAGUCAUCUUUCAAUUUCCAAUGGACAUGGAGGCCAAGAUGAAAGCUGUAAUUUUAGGAGCCUUCCUCUAUUUGAAUUUCCAGCUUCAAAGGAUGUACAGUCAGACACACACAUCUUCAAACAGUGAUUGUGGGUGGGGUGAUAAUGACAUUAUCUCUUGGAAUAAUGAUGAUGAAUACCAAGGAGGUUGUGAUGAAAAUUAUAUAGGUGGAGGUGGUGGAACGGACUGUGUAGGUGAUUAUGAUUGUGGGGGUGGUGGAGAUGCCUGUGGGGAUAAUGGAUAUGACUGUGGGGGUGGUGGAGAUGACUGUGGGGGUGGUGGAGAUGCCUGUGGGGAUAAUGGAUAUGACUGUGGGGGUGGUGGAGAUGACUGUGGUGGGGGUGGAGAUUGUGGGGGUGGUGGAGAUGACUGA
Messenger RNA from Bombina bombina (fire-bellied toad), 1035 nucleotides. Its product is annotated as phospholipid scramblase 2. The record is from RefSeq and is a predicted model, not a curated record. Lineage: Eukaryota; Metazoa; Chordata; Amphibia; Anura; Bombinatoridae. Gene Ontology annotation, cellular component: plasma membrane. The transcript has 8 exons. Gene Ontology annotation, molecular function: phospholipid scramblase activity. Gene Ontology annotation, biological process: plasma membrane phospholipid scrambling. The coding region runs from base 91 to 1035 and encodes 314 amino acids.